This is a messenger RNA of Dinoponera quadriceps, 314 nucleotides long. RefSeq names its product cytochrome b-c1 complex subunit 10-like (gene UQCR-6.4). Bases 82 to 249 code for a protein of 55 amino acids. Gene Ontology annotation, cellular component: mitochondrial inner membrane. Gene Ontology annotation, biological process: mitochondrial electron transport, ubiquinol to cytochrome c. The transcript is spliced from 2 exons. The record is from RefSeq and is a predicted model, not a curated record. NCBI's taxonomy places the organism in Eukaryota, Metazoa, Arthropoda, Insecta, Hymenoptera, Formicidae.
UGUUUCAUUGGUCUAUGCUCUUCGUUGCAAAGAUACGAAGAUAUUUCUGCUCGGAUUGAGAACAAUACGAGUGUGGACGAAAUGGCCCUGCGUUUGACAAAAACACAUUUUGAAUUGGCUGGAAAGUGGCUUCCAACUGCAAUGACCUAUGGAACUGGUGCGUCGCUGACGUUUUUAUACCUCACAGAUUGGAAAGUGGUGUUGCAAUAUGUUCCUUUUUACGGCAGCAAGUUUGACGAACAAUCCUAAGAUACCAAGCCAGUACUCUGAGAUGAUUAUGUAAUAAUUCCAUUAAAGAAUUCUACUGUACCAUA